This is a messenger RNA of Rosa chinensis, 1446 nucleotides long. RefSeq names its product signal recognition particle receptor subunit beta. The transcript is spliced from 8 exons. Bases 362 to 1186 code for a protein of 274 amino acids. Gene Ontology annotation, cellular component: signal recognition particle receptor complex. Lineage: Eukaryota; Viridiplantae; Streptophyta; Magnoliopsida; Rosales; Rosaceae. Gene Ontology annotation, biological process: protein targeting to ER. The record is from RefSeq and is a predicted model, not a curated record.
UUUUAAUUUUCGGGGUUCACAGAAUAAAAAAAAUCUGGCUGUCACUAGUCCCACUCUUUCUUCGCUGCGGCACUGGGAGUCUCUAGUCUCUUGACUCUUGGAAUUCUGCAGUGCAGGAACUAACACCAAUCGUGUUGGGUUGAAGGAUUUCACGAACCCACUGUUCUCCUCUCUCUCUCUCAGAUUUGAUCGCAAGCAAAUUGGGUUUUGGAAAAUUGAAGCAGAAUCUUCGAAUCGAGGGUGAUUGUUUGCUAAUUGAAUUCCGUUUGUUCUUGAAACAUCCCAAAGGGUCUCAACUUCAGUUAAGAGGCCAAGGUUCACUGUAAAUUAAACUCGAAGUCUCUUAAAUUCCCAUAAGAACAUGGAAGGAUUCGAAGAAUGGAAGAAACAGGCAGAGCAAUGGUCAUCUCAAGCAUUGCAACAAUGGAAGAAACAGGCAGAGCCAUUAUGGUCUCAAGCACAUGAGUACAUUCAGCAGGUUCCGCCUACUCAGAUCUAUGCUGCUCUUGCCAUCUUGCUAGUAACCUCAGUUUUACUCUUAUUAGGUAGGUUGUUGAAACGGCAAAAAGCUAAUACCAUAUUGCUGAGUGGGCUUAGCGGGAGUGGAAAGACUAUUCUUUUCUAUCAACUUCGGGAUGGGUCUGCUCACCAAGGUACUGUGACAUCAAUGGAACCAAAUGAGGGAACUUUUGUGCUCAAUUCUGAAAAAUCAAAGAAUGGAAAGUUAAAGCCUGUGCAUCUUGUUGAUGUUCCUGGACAUUCUCGUCUCAGACCCAAACUAGAUGAGUUCCUGCCUCAAGCAGCUGGUAUAGUUUUUGUGGUGGAUGCUUUGGAAUUCUUACCAAACUUGCGUGCUGUUUCAGAGUACCUGUACGAUCUUUUGACCAAGGCAAGUGUGGUGAAGAAGAAAAUUCCCAUUCUUAUUCUCUGCAACAAGACAGACAAAGUAACAGCACAUAGCAAGGAGUUCAUUCGCAAACAAUUGGAGAAGGAAAUUGACAAAUUACGGGCAUCAAGAAGUGCAAUAUCAACAGCUGAUAUUGCAAAUGACUUUACUCUUGGAGUACUUGGUGAACCAUUUUCAUUCACUCAGUGUCAGAACAAAGUUACAGUUGCAGAAGCUGCGGGUAUUAUAGGCGAGGUAGCUGAGGUGGAACGGUUCAUCAGGGACCAUGUAAAGUCUUAGGAUGUUUGAUUGGAUUUCAUGAAUUUGUGGUGGUUCUGCUCUGAUAGAGUUAGACGGUCUGAAUAUGGUGGUUCGAUCAUUGAAAAUCCUCAAAAAAGAUGCCUGAAACCAAUUAACUUUUCAAGGAAGGAUUUUAGAGGAAAACGGAAGAGACACUAAUCCAUGUUUGUGUUGUAGUGGGCGACUGAAUAUGAUACCAAGAACAGCUUGUGGUGGGUUUUAUUACUUGCAUUUUAAUUCGAGAAGUCUUAUUACUUGCA